Teleopsis dalmanni is the source of this 3722-nucleotide messenger RNA. RefSeq names its product probable DNA mismatch repair protein Msh6. The record is from RefSeq and is a predicted model, not a curated record. The transcript is spliced from 13 exons. Gene Ontology annotation, molecular function: ATP-dependent DNA damage sensor activity; ATP binding; mismatched DNA binding. Gene Ontology annotation, cellular component: nucleus; MutSalpha complex. Gene Ontology annotation, biological process: mismatch repair. The coding region runs from base 162 to 3653 and encodes 1163 amino acids. Lineage: Eukaryota; Metazoa; Arthropoda; Insecta; Diptera; Diopsidae.
UAACAACACUGCUUUCGGCAACAACUGGGUGCAUACGAGGGAUUGAUUAAAUUUGCAAAAACACUGUCAAAACAUAUUUGAAGAAUUUGGCGCAUUGAUUGGCGUCGUCAAUCUUCAUUCAAACAUUUGGCUGAAAUCGCAAAAUAAAGACUUCAUUAAAAAUGUCGAAAAAACUUAAUAAAAGCGGGGUCUCAAACACAUUGUUUAAUUAUUUUGCUAAAUCUCCAGCAUCUGUAGAAAAAAAGAAAAUUCCAAGUGCGACAAACGGAAUUUCAGAGAUCAAAAAUGAUUUGGAAAAGGAGAAUAUGGAAAAUGGAAAAAACAUUCAGGCAGCAACAGAAAAGCCUACUAAAAGAUGCUUGGAAACCGAUUUACAAGAUCUAGAAAACAUUGAUGAAGAUGACGAUAUUACUUUACAAAAAGGUAAUAAACGACGUCGUGUUGUCUUGUCUGAUUCUGAUGAGGAGGAUUCUGGUGCCAAUUCGAACAUGAAUAGUGCUGGUAACGAUGACUCUAAUAGCGAUUCUGAUGAAAGUGACAAUGAAAUAAGCAAAACUAAGGAUGAGCCAAAACACAAAAAAGUAAAAAUUGAUCAGUCUAGUGAACUAUCUGUCUUGCAAAAAUUGCAAAGUUUACAAGAAGAUGCGCAAAACAAUAAAAGUUCUGUUAAAAAUAAUAUUAAAGCUGAACAAAAUGAUUGCAAUAGUCUUGCCUAUGAUGAACCCGUUGUUUGGCCACAUCACAAAUUAGAAUUUCUUAAACCUGAUAAAAUAAAAGAUAAAAAUGGAAAAACUCCAGAUCAACCUGACUAUGAUGCCACUACUUUAUUUGUACCAACAAAGUUUUUAGACUCUCUCACGCCAGGAGUUCGCCAAUGGUGGAUUCUCAAGUCGAAUAAUUUUGAUUGCGUACUAUUCUUUAAAGUUGGAAAAUUUUAUGAACUGUAUCAUAUGGAUGCUGAUGUGGGUGUAAAAGAGUUGGGAUUCACAUAUAUGCGAGGCGAAUUUGCUCAUUCGGGUUUUCCUGAAAUAUCCUAUGAUAAAAUGGUUUCAGUAUUAGUUGACAGAGGUUAUAAGGUAGCACGAGUAGAACAGACAGAAACGCCAGAUAUGAUGACUGAGCGUUGUAAACAAAUGUCUCGACCAACUAAGUUCGACAAGGUUGUACGUCGUGAAAUUUGUCAAAUAACUAACAGAGGCACUCAAGUAUUUGGCUCACAAUGCCAAAUAACUCCAAAGUACCAACCGAACUAUUUGUUAGCAUUGGUAGAAAAGGAUAAUGGAGUAAUCAGUACUUAUGGAGUAUGUUAUAUUGACACGUCCAUUGGUGAUUUUUAUAUUGGCGAAUUUGAGGAUGACAAAAAUUGUUCUCGACUACUGACUUUAUUGUCACAUUACAUGCCUGUCUUAGUUUUGUUUGAGAAAAGUACUUUGUCCGAAAGGACACGGCAUAUAUUACGAACCUCAUUGGCUGCUAUUUUAAAAGAACCAAUUUCCAGCGCUGAGGCUAUGAAGUGUGAUGCAGAAAAUACACUCAAGCAUUUAGCUGAAACUUAUUAUGCCACAUCAAGUGAAAACAAUUGGCCACUUAUAUUGCGAACAAUGCAGGACGAAAAUGAUCAUUUGGGCUUAACUCCGAAAAAGGGUUAUAUAUUAGCAUUGAAAGCCUUAGGUGAAUGUAUUCGUUAUAUGAAAAAAUGCUAUUUGGAAGAAAAAAUUUUACCAAUGGCACGGUAUCAUUUUUAUGAACCUCCCGAUACGUUGAGCAGCGAUGUUACUGUGAAGUCUACUAUUUCUAAAACAAGUUUGCCUCGUUCAACGAUGGUGCUUGAUGCCACGACACUUUCAAAUUUACGAAUUACUGGAGAAGAGCACUCACUUUAUGCAACUUUGGAUAACUGCUGUACAAAAUUCGGCAAACGCUUGCUUCAUUAUUGGCUUUGCGCACCUAGUUGCGAUCUAAAUACAAUUUUAGAACGUCAAAAUGCUAUAACAGAUUUGAUGGAUCAUCCUGAGCUCUUGCAGGAGCUUCGCGCGUUAUUAACUCCGAUGCCAGAUUUUGAGCGACAUUUGGCCCAAGUACAUCUUUUUGGCAAUAAAACAAUAAUGCAAAAGCAUCCAGACGGACGUGCUAUUUUGUUUGAAGAAAAAUUGUAUAAUAAAAAAAAAAUUCAGAAUUUCAUUUCAAUACUCAAAGGUUUUGAAAUAUUAACUCAAAUUCCCGACAUGUUGAAAGAUUGUUCCUCUGUUUUGAUUAAACGUAUCACUCAAACGUCUGACAAUGGCGGAAUAUUUCCCAAGAUGCAUGAAUUACUUCAAUUUUUUAAUAACGCUUUUAACCAUGAGGAAGCUGCAAAAACUGGAGUUGUUGCUCCUGAGAAGGGUGUAGACUCCGAUUAUGAUGAAUGCGAAGCUAAAAUUAAAGAUAUCAAUCAAUCUUUACAAGAUUAUCUUAAAGAACAAGAAAAAUUUUUCGGAUGUCGUUUGGCUUACUUUGGCACAGACAAAAAACGAUUCCAGUUGGAAGUUCCUGAGAGCAACGCUCGUAAGGCGGGUAAAGUCUAUCAAUUAGAGGGGCAAAAGAAAGGAAACAAACCAUGCAGACGUUUUUCUACAAAUGAAACAAGGGCAUUUCUCAAGCAAAUGCAGAAUGCUGAAAUGGAACGUGAUAAUAUACUUAAAGAUCUCGCACGUCGUAUUUUCGAAAAGUUUUCAAAUAAUUAUUCCGUUUGGAAAUUGUGCACGGAAUGCAUUUCAAAUCUAGAUGUUCUCAGCUCUUUAGCAGAGUACGCACGUCAGCAAAAUGUAUUGUGUAUUCCAGAAUUUAUUCAACCUGAGGAUAAUAACUGUCAACCAUUCGUGGAUAUAGAAGAGGGUUAUCAUCCAUGCGUAUCUUCUGAUACUUACAUACCAAAUGGUAUUGUACUUGGUUCUCCUAAUGUUGCGCCAUUGUCCAUUUUAACCGGUCCUAAUAUGGGUGGUAAAAGCACUUUGAUGAGGCAAGUUGGACUACUUGCCGUAAUGGCACAAAUUGGUUCACAUGUACCAGCUCAGAAGUACAGACUUUCCCUAGUAGAUAGAAUUUUUACGCGUUUAGGUGCUCAGGAUGAUAUGUUGUCGGGACAGAGUACUUUUCUUGUUGAAUUAAAUGAAACAUCUUUAAUAUUAAAACACGCCACUGUACAUAGUUUGGUACUUUUGGAUGAAUUGGGUCGUGGCACUGCCACUUAUGAUGGUACUGCUAUAGCAGUUUCAGUUGUUAAUUAUCUGGCAGAUAUUAAAUGCCGCACACUAUUCUCAACGCAUUAUCAUAAUUUAAUUGAUUUCUUUCAAAAAGAUCAAAGAAUUACUCUUGGGCAUAUGGCAUGUAUGGUGGAAAAUGAAGAUGAUGAUGAUCCUACACAGGAAACUGUUACAUUUUUAUAUAAAUACUCACCUGGUGCUUGUCCAACAUCAUACGGAUUUAAUGCUGCAAAGUUGGCAGGUAUGCCAACGCCAAUUAUCAAGAGAGCAUAUCAGCUCUCGAAGAAAGUAGAGGCUAUAGCUUUAAAACGAAAAAUUACUGCUAAGAUUCUGACUUCCGCUGGCGGAGGUUUGUCUGCUGUUACUGACAUACAAAAUUUACUAAGACAAUUCAAAAAAUGCAAUGUUUGAAUUAAAUAGUUUUUGUUGUCAUCUCAAUUAAAAUCUACAAUUAAUGGUUAUUAAAUGCUGAAAUGUUAA